AGUUCAUGGGGCGGGUGUACCUGAGUAUUCUGACCCGUCCCCUGGGUGCAGCAAUGGGCAGGGCCUGUUAGACUGGUUGGCAGUGACUCCCUGCCUCUUCAGGGCACUCCCUGAUUGCAGGAGGGGGCAGGGCGCGCAUCUAGGAUGUUGAUAUCCUGAACCGUGCGGGGCCCAGCACCAUCUACAGCCGGCUCCCCAGGUUUGAGAAGAAUGAAUGCUGCCAAUGAGGAGCCUCUGGGUGUUUACUAUCGGGAGUACACGGUAUUCCUGGAAAGUGGGUAUUCUGCUUCAAACAGCUCGUAUCCCGGUCAGGAAGAUAAUGGCACUACUUUGGAAAAGCUCUUGGAGGAGUGGGCAGUUCCCACAACCAAUAGUUUGAACGAGAGUGAAUCGGAGGAGGUGUUCCAGACGAUGAUUAACCCCAAUGAGGUUCUGAGCAGCUCAGUGAACACAAUCGAAGGAGCGUCAGAGACUGACAGUGGGAUUUCAGAUGACCACCGUCCAGAGAGCCCCCAGCCGAGUGAGUCGGGGCCUGAUCCUGGGGCAGGGCCCAGUGGACUCUGUCAGCUUGUGUAUGGAGUCAGCAACAUCAAAUCCCAGAGAGCAGCCAGCAACACCGACCUCGUCUCCGUUGAGCUCGGGGGCUGGAAUACCACAGUGAUCGUUCCAGAGGCCUGUGUUGUGGAUACUGCCCCUGGCUCCGUGAAGAGGACACUCAGUGUGACAGACAGUGACAGUGAAGUCACUGACUGCCUCAUAGGGGUAGGUAGGAGAAGGUGCAGAAAAGCAGAUACAACCCAAAACACACAGUGCCAACACAACCAUCAGACAGCCUGCCUAACAGUCAGCAACACACCCACCCACACCACCCACUGCUCAAUACGGCAGAGAGAGAGGGACCUAUACCCCACUGACGGUCAGCACCUUCGGGAGAGGAGGGAGACCCCGUACCCCAGUGAGAGUCAGCACCUUCAGGAGAGGAGGGGGACCCCGUAUCCCAGUGAGGGUCAGCACCUUCGGGAGAGGAGGGAGACCUCGUAACCCAGUGAGAGUCAGCACCUUGAGGAGAGGAGGGAGACCUCGUAACCCAGUGAGAGUCAGCACCUUCAGGAGAGGAGGGGGACCCCGUACCCCAGUGAGGGUCAGCACCUUCAGGAGAGGAGGGGGACCCCGUAUCCCAGUGAGGGUCAGCACCUUCGGGAGAGGAGGGAGACCUCGUAACCCAGUGAGAGUCAGCACCUUGAGGAGAGGAGGGAGACCUCGUAACCCAGUGAGAGUCAGCACCUUCAGGAGA
Messenger RNA from Rhincodon typus (whale shark), 1294 nucleotides. Its product is annotated as cyclic AMP-responsive element-binding protein 3-like protein 4. The transcript is spliced from 4 exons. Bases 211 to 1041 code for a protein of 276 amino acids. Lineage: Eukaryota; Metazoa; Chordata; Chondrichthyes; Orectolobiformes; Rhincodontidae. The record is from RefSeq and is a predicted model, not a curated record.